Emericellopsis atlantica is the source of this 1313-nucleotide messenger RNA. RefSeq lists its product as uncharacterized. NCBI's taxonomy places the organism in Eukaryota, Fungi, Ascomycota, Sordariomycetes, Hypocreales, Bionectriaceae. The coding region runs from base 367 to 1140 and encodes 257 amino acids. The record is from RefSeq and is a predicted model, not a curated record. The transcript has a single exon.
GUUUUGUUGGCGCCCUUGGAACCUGCAAGGCUAAACUCAAUGGGAAGACCCUAAUAACUUAGCACGGCCCCAAAGCGUUGCUGAUUGAUGAACCGAGGCUUCCAUGACGAGAGCCGUGCGGUCGAGCAAAGUUCCAGAACAGGCACGGGUAUGAGGCGGGCUUGUCGGAAAGUAAAAAUCUCGUUAUCGGUGAUCCCUAUUUGCUGAAGACUUUAGCUCCCUAACUUAGAGACGGAGAGUACGAGGUAGUCCUACUGUGCUGCGUACCAUCGCCUGUAUGGCAUAGCUCCAGUCGCUGAUAGUGCAAAUGCCGGGGAUUAACUGAAUCAACGACGGCGUCGAUCAGCUUAACUCUGUCCGUAAGAAAUGGCAGCUUUGGCCGGGUUGUAUCCGUAUGUACACUUGUUGGAAACGGUCUUGAUGUGGCAUCGUUCACCGCCAACGUCGCUGCGAGCCUGGGACGCACGAAGGCGAGGGCGUGCCGGUCCAUGGCGGUCCACCAAAGCAAAAGGCGACAGGGAUCAGGGGCUGAUGUACAUGGCUGCGUGGCCGCAACGUGAUGUCGCAGGCGGCGGAGGCGCAGAGAAAAAUUUGGGUGGUCAGUGGGUGAGUGGGUGGGUGCGUGCGGCGUGCGCCGUGUCGCAUCCUGCUGAAAAAGCCACGCGCCGAUCUGUGCUGGAGGCCGAGAGCGGGACUGGACUGGACUCUUUAAUGGCGGCAUUUCGCUCGUGCGGUUGGCUGUCCCGUGCUUUGCAGGAUCUUUUGUCACCCCCGUCUUGUCCGCUGGUGGAUCACGAGGAAUUGUUACUGACGAUCACAAAAGUCAAACAGACGCUUCGUAGUGUGGAAUCCCAAAACAUCUGCUUGUUUCAUCGUGAGCGUGCUGAUGCUUCCUGGCUCCAGUCGUCAGGUCUGGUCGGAUUGUGCCUCGCCGUGGCUGGCCUCUGUCUGUCGACCAGCAGACAUGCCCGUUCAAGAUGCAAUGUACGAGCCACGGAUUGGUGCUACAAUGGCUGCUGGCGACAGCCGACCUCUAGCAAGACUACGUACGCAGUCACCCUGGUAUCGCUACUAUACAGUGAGGGGUGCAUGACCCCGAGUCUGGCAGCUGGACAGCGCUCGCCAACAAUUUUGACCUGACCGACUUUGGUCCUCCCUCUGAUGCGACUUCACGUGCAGUCAGAUCUAGCAAUACUAGUGCCUGAACUUACAGUAGUAGCAGGUACUUGUAGACCGCCUUAUUCCAGAAUUCGACAAGCAAUUCCGACCACCAGUGUUUGUGAUUUCUCUACUCGUUUGUUCGAGCGGAGCAG